GGCGAGUUCAUUUCACCGCCAGUGUUUGUACAUUUUAGACCAUUCAAUUGAAACAUUCACCCACGGAAACGCAAAACAAACCCGCCCAAUGCUUUCUGUUCUUGCUGUUAGGGUGGCCAGAAGGGUUAUUUCUUCCCCCUUCGAUAUAGUUUGAGAAUAAAUUAAACCAAAUGAUCACUGUUUCCUAUAACUGUAUUGAACUAAUGAUAAAUAGAGAAGAUCGACAGCACAAUUCUCAUGGAGUGUAGGAAUGACGUCAGCAGCCGUUCUGAAUACAGCACGAGUACAAACCUCUUGACCGGAGCAAAAAUGCUGUCUAGCAUUUACCUAACUGGAGUUCUACGUGUCAUUCUGGUAUCGAUUAUUAGUUUAGGAGGAUUUGUGGUGCUGUUUUUAAUGCAUUACAGCUCAGCACCAUCUCUGUUCUGCCCUCCCCUGCCUGCUUUCCCACCGCAGUACUCAGAGAGACCCCGAGGACAGCACAACAGCUCCUUGGCUAAGACCCUACCAGACAAGCCCAUUAUGCUGUUGUGGUUCUGGCCUGAACACUACAGGUUUGACUUAAGCGAUUGCGCCACUCUCUUCAACAUUGAUAGCUGUCUCCUGACUGAUGACAGGUCUAUAUACAACAAGGCAGACGGGGUGCUCAUCUUUCACAAAUCCAUUAAGCAAGAUUUAUCCAACUUGCCUCGAUCACCCAGGCCACCAUUCCAGAAGUGGAUCUGGUUCCAUGUUGAAUCCCCUACAAACACAAACAGGCUAUCUGGUCUAGAGAACCUUUUCAAUUUGACCUUGAGUUACAGGCAGGACGCAGACAUCCCUAUUCGUUGGCGCUUGACCGCAAGAAAAGGCCAGGGGGAGGAUUUUGUGCUGCCCAAAAAAGAUAAAUUAGUUUGCUGGAUUGUGAGUAACAAUAACCCUGCCACUGGAUCAGGCCAAAGGUAUAACUAUUACAGAGAACUUGUCAAACACGUUAAGGUGGAAGUCUUUGGCAAGGCCUUUGGCCGUUUCUUGAAAUAUGAGGACUACUACGAUACCAUCUCCAGCUGUAAGUUUUACCUUUCCUUUGAGAACUCAGUCCACAGAGAUUACAUCACUGAGAAGCUAAACGGACCACUUGCAGCAGGAACUGUACCAGUAGUAUUGGGCCCACCUAGACAAAACUAUGAGGACUUUGUCCCAGGAGAUUCCUUCAUCCAUGUUAAUGACUUUCCAGAUGUGAAAGCCCUGGCAGAAUUCCUCCUGAAGUUAGACAAGGAUGAUGAGGCAUAUCUGCACUACUUUCAGUGGCGUGAACACUUUUCUGCUCAACGCCAUCUAAUUCAACAGUAUCAAGAGUUCACCCAUGCUAUUUGUUAUGCCUGUGACCAUGUGGGAACACAUAAGGAGUACAGAGUUGUUCACAAUCUUUACAAAUGGUAUUUUGGUUAAUAAGGAACUUACAAUGAUCUCUACAAAUAUUGGUGUUUUGAGCCCCACAUUUUCAGCACCCCCAAAAAAUAUGGGCUUCCCUGUUUUUUUUUGGCCAUUAAUAUGUGUCACAUGUCAGUUUGCAAACAAUGUCAAAAAUAUAUUGACUUAAUAAAGCUGCAUAAAAACAA
This is a messenger RNA of Oncorhynchus nerka (sockeye salmon), 1601 nucleotides long. RefSeq names its product 4-galactosyl-N-acetylglucosaminide 3-alpha-L-fucosyltransferase 9-like. Gene Ontology annotation, cellular component: membrane. NCBI's taxonomy places the organism in Eukaryota, Metazoa, Chordata, Actinopteri, Salmoniformes, Salmonidae. The transcript has 2 exons. Gene Ontology annotation, molecular function: alpha-(1->3)-fucosyltransferase activity. The record is from RefSeq and is a predicted model, not a curated record. Bases 238 to 1431 code for a protein of 397 amino acids.